This is a messenger RNA of Aedes aegypti (yellow fever mosquito), 1070 nucleotides long. RefSeq lists its product as uncharacterized. The transcript is spliced from 4 exons. Lineage: Eukaryota; Metazoa; Arthropoda; Insecta; Diptera; Culicidae. The record is from RefSeq and is a predicted model, not a curated record. Bases 18 to 1070 code for a protein of 350 amino acids.
UUCAACGUCAUUCACGAAUGAACCGUUUACAAAGCAAUUUCUUCCCAUUCGUACGCUUUUUCGGUUGGCUAGGCUACGGUUACAGUCUCAACUAUGGCCAAUCAUCAUUCAGAUGGUGGCUGAGACUUAUUCUAUCGACGAUCGGUUUGGCGUGUGUUUUAAACGCAAGAAUCCCUCACCUAACAAAUCUGUUCGGACCAUGGAACGAUUUUUUCAAAUUUUUUGCCUACAGUUUAGUCUAUAUAGUAGCUUUUAUUGAAUCGUGGAAUGGAAGUGGUCGAUUGCAAGACAUUUGGGAUAGAAUCGAAAAUAUUCACAAUCACAUGUGUCGGUUGACGCAGGAAAUGCUUUUGCGCAUGAUAUUCAAAAACUUUAGAAGAACAUAUUUCCUGUUAAUGGUUUCUGUCGUGCUUUUGGGCAUUUUUUCAAUGCUGGUACACGUUACGGUUAUAGCAAAUGUUAUUGAAGACAAUUACUAUAAAUGUAAGUAUAACAUUGAAUUGGCAUUUGUUAAAUUUUUUAUUGAGAUUCGCCAUUUCCAAUUGAUUUUGUACGUAAAUUUGCAGACCGUUUUCUUAGAGGAAAUUGGAAAUCAAAUAGAUAUUUGUGCAAACGAAAAUUUUCUCGGUAGAUUACACCGUUUGCACAGCGUUACUAAAAUCUAUAUGAAAUUGUCCUUUUUGAACGAUGAUAUUCAUUUGUCGUAUGAAAUGUCCCUAGUUAUGUUUGUAUCAGUAUGGCAUUUUGAAAUGCUGGCCAAUUCAUACUGGUUUGUUGAUUCUAUCACACUCUACGGAACGGCUAUGUACGUUUCUCAAAUUUUUGCCUUACUAUUAAAUUCUGCGAGUCUUAUUCUGAUGCACAUUUUCUGUGAAGAGCUGAGAAAUGUAUAUCAACUUGUUCGGGCUAAAAUCAACAACUUGAGACUGCAUCCCGUUGUUUGUGCAGGAUACUCUUAUCAAUUAAUAACGUGCUGCACAAAUCAAUUCAUGAUUCGAAGAAUAGGAAUGUUUGCUAUGGGAUGCUUUGAAGUAUCUUACUAUCCUAUUGUGUCACCUGUACAUACUUAG